Molecule: messenger RNA, 8327 nt
Organism: Cercocebus atys (sooty mangabey)
Lineage: Eukaryota; Metazoa; Chordata; Mammalia; Primates; Cercopithecidae
Gene: DENND4C
Product: DENN/MADD domain containing 4C
Exons: 34
Coding region: 510-6386 (1958 amino acids)
Biological process (GO): regulation of Rab protein signal transduction
Cellular component (GO): cytoplasmic vesicle
Molecular function (GO): protein binding
Source: RefSeq, a predicted model, not a curated record
ACCCGCCCCCGCAGGAGGAAAGGGAGAGGGAGGAGGAAAGGAAAGUGCUGUUCUGUGGAAACGGGCGGAAGGCGGGGGAGAAAAAGGGAACAGAAACAUGGCGGUCAAGUCUUGGGACGGAGGCGCCGCGGGCAGUUCCUAGGCGACCCGCCGCCCGCACUGUUAGACGGCUCACAGCGCGGAGGCACCCGCGCGGGCCCGCGCUCCGGCCAUUGCUCCUGGCUGUAGGCGGCGCCCCUCCGAGACCCUGCCCGCGAGGCGGCGCAGGCGCAGAGCGGACUGAGGCGGCGGCGGCCGCCGCUGGAGCUAGUACCCUGCCCUGCCCUGCCGAGCGCGCCCAGGCCGCGGAGCCGGUGCUUUCAUGCCCCAGGAAGAAACCGUGUCGCGGUGGCGCUGACAGAGGACCAGGCAGCAGAUGCUGUGUUCUUGAGGAUGUUAUAUGUGCUGAGGAGAAGAAUGUGUAUAUUCUGCAGCCGUUAGAUGAAAUAUUCUGAAAUACAGUAGCAGCCAUGAUAGAAGACAAAGGGCCAAGAGUGACAGACUACUUUGUUGUAGCUGGUCUCACUGACACAUCUACUCUUUUGGAUCAAGAAAUAAAUCGUUUAGAUACUAAGUCAACUGGACCUAAAGCUCCAAUUACAGACAUUGCCGUUAUUAUCAAAUCAGCUGGAGAAACAGUACCUGAAGGUUACACCUGUGUAGAAGCCACUCCAUCAGCUCUCCAAGCAAACUUGAACUAUGGAAGUCUGAAAAGCCCUGAACUUUUCCUCUGUUAUAAGAGAGGGAGAGAUAAACCACCCCUUACAGAUAUUGGAGUUCUAUAUGAAGGGAAAGAACGGCUUAUUCCAGGAUGUGAAGUGAUCCUAGCCACACCCUAUGGUCGCUGUGCCAAUGUCAACAAUAGUUCAACUACUUCACAAAGAAUCUUUAUCACUUAUCGAAGGGCUUCUCCAGUUCGACCCCAGAAUUCCUUGGCUGUAACUGAUAUCUGUGUUAUUGUAACCAGUAAAGGAGAAACUCCUCCUCAUACCUUCUGCAAAGUUGACAAAAACUUAAAUUGUGGAAUGUGGGGUUCCAGCGUGUUUCUGUGUUAUAAGAAGUCUGUACCUGCUUCAAAUGCAAUAGCAUAUAAGGCUGGUUUAAUUUUUAGAUAUCCGGAAGAGGACUAUGAGUCGUUUCCACUCUCGGAAUCAGAUGUACCUCUCUUCUGCCUUCCCAUGGGAGCUACUAUUGAGUGUUGGGAUCCUGAAACCAAAUAUCCACUUCCAGUUUUUUCAACUUUUGUCUUGACAGGUUCUUCAGCCAAAAAGGUAUAUGGAGCUGCCAUUCAGUUUUAUGAACCUUACUCUCGGGAACUUCUAUCAGAGAAACAGCUUAUGCAACUGGGCCUAUUGACGCCUGUGGAGAGAAAAAUGGUCUCCAAAUCCAUCAAUACAAACAAAUGCAUUUGUUUACUCUCACACUGGCCUUUUUUUGACGCUUUUAGGAAAUUUCUUAUGUUUAUCUACAAACUUUCUGUGUCUGGACCACAUCCUCUUCCCAUUGAAAAGCACAUUUCACAUUUUAUGCAAAACAUCCCUUUUCCUUCACCACAAAGACCGAGAAUCCUUGUCCAGCUGUCAGUCCAUGAUGCAUUAAUAUUAUCACAGCCAGUUUCUACACCUUUACCACUAAGUGGAGCCAACUUUAGCACCUUGCUAAUGAAUCUGGGUCCUGAGAAUUGUGCAACACUGCUGCUCUUUGUUUUACUUGAGAGUAAAAUUCUGCUGCAUUCUCUUAGGCCAGCUGUCUUGACUGGGGUAGCUGAAGCUGUUGUAGCUAUGAUCUUUCCAUUUCAGUGGCAGUGCCCAUAUAUUCCCCUUUGUCCUCUUUCACUGGCUGCAGUGCUUAGUGCACCUUUACCGUUUAUAGUUGGAGUUGACUCAAGGUAUUUUGAUCUUCAUGACCCACCACAAGAUGUUGUUUGCAUUGACUUGGAUACGAACAUGUUAUAUGUAUCAGAUGAAAAGAAGAACAUGAACUGGAAGCAACUUCCCAAAAAGCCAUGCAAAAAUCUACUUAGCACCUUAAAGAAAUUGUAUCCCCAGCUGUCUUCAGUUCACCGAAAAACUCAAGAAGGCUCAGCGAUUGACAUGACCCCAAUUGAAGCAGAUUUCUCCUGGCAAAAGAAGAUGACACAGCUUGAGAUGGAAAUUCAAGAGGCAUUUUUGCGCUUUAUGGCAUCUAUUUUAAAAGGAUAUAGAACAUUUCUCAGACCAAUCACAGAGGCUCCUUCAAAUAAAGCCACAGCUGCUGAUUCAUUGUUUGACCGACAGGGGUUUUUAAAAAGUCGAGAUCGUGCCUAUGCAAAAUUCUAUACCCUUUUAUCCAAAACACAGAUUUUUAUUCGUUUCAUUGAAGAAUGCAGUUUUGUAAGUGAUAAAGAUACUGGAUUAGCAUUUUUUGAUGAUUGCAUAGAAAAGUUGUUUCCUGAUAAAGGCACAGAGAAAUCAGAUAAGGUUGAUUUUGAUUCAGCAGAAGAUACCAGAUUAAUAGAACUGGAUGAUUCACAGAAAAGUGAGCAUACUGUAUUUAUAAUGCCACCAGAGCCACCUCCUGAUGAUGGAAAGGACCUGUCACCAAAGUACAGUUACAAAUACUUUCCAAGACUGGACCUUAAGCUUUUUGACAGACCGCAGGAGUUGAAACUUUGUUUUAGUAGACACCCUACUGGGAGUAGCAUUACAAAGAGUCCAGCUCUCAUGGCUAAGAGAACUAAACAGGAAAUAAAAACAGCUCAUAAAUUGGCGAAGAGAUGUUAUACAAAUCCAUCACAGUGGGCCAAGUGUCUGUUCAGUCAUUGUUACAGUUUAUGGUUUAUUUGUCUUCCGGCCUAUGUUAGGGUUUCUCAUCCUAAAGUCAGAGCACUUCAGCAGGCAUAUGAUGUACUUAUUAAGAUGAGGAAAACAGAUGUGGAUCCCUUAGAUGAGGUGUGCUAUCGAGUAGUGAUGCAGCUUUGUGGACUUUGGGGUCAUCCUGUUUUAGCAGUGAGAGUCUUAUUUGAAAUGAAAACUGCUAGGAUAAAGCCUAAUGCUAUUACUUAUGGUUAUUAUAAUAAGGUAGUUUUGGAGAGCCCGUGGCCUAGCAGUACCCGCAGUGGUAUCUUCUUAUGGACGAAGGUGCGGAAUGUGGUACAUGGCUUGGCACAGUUUAGGCAGCCGCUUAAAAAGACUGUGCAAAGGUCGCAGGUCUCCUCAAUAUCAGCUCUUCAAAAUGUCACAGGUGGAAGUGAUGGGGACACGGUGAGCCACGGUAGCGUGGAUAGUUCUAAUGAUGCUAACAAUGGGGAGCACACAGUCUUCGUCAGAGAUUUAAUCAGGCUUGAGUCCAUUGAUAAUCACUCUAGCACAGGUGGUCAGUCUGACCAAGGAUAUGGGUCUAAGGAUGAACUUAUAAAGGAUGAUGCAGAAAUUCAUGUGCCUGAAGAACAAGCAACAAGAGAAUUGAUAACUAAAACAAAAAUGCAAACAGAAGAGGUGUGUGAUGCUUCUGCUAUUGUGGCAAAACAUUCACAACCUAGUCCAGAGCCUCACAGUCCUACUGAAUCUCCUGCAUGGGGCAGCAGUAUUGUGAAAGUUCCGUCUGGUAUAUUUGAUAUCAACAGCAGGAAAAGUAGCACCGGUAGUAUAUCAAAUGUGCUGGUUUCUACUCAAGAUCCAGUUGAAGAUGCAGUCUUUGGCGAAGCUACUAAUCUCAAGAAGAAUGGUGAUAGAGGAGAAAAAAGACAAAAGCAUUUUCCUGAGAGAAGUUGUAGUUUUAGUUCUGAAAGUCGAGCAGGAAUGUUGCUUAAGAAGAGUAGUUUGGAUUCGAAUUCAAGUGAAAUGGCUAUCAUGAUGGGAGCAGAUGCUAAGAUUCUCACAGCAGCAUUGACAUGUCCUAAGACUUCUCCACUUCAUAUCGCAAGAACCCAUACCUUUGAGAAUGUUAGCUGUCACCUACCUGAUAGUAGGACUUGUGUGUCUGAAAGUACUUGGAAUCCUGAGUACAGAUCAUCUCCGGUGCCAGAGAUGCUUGAGGAAAGCCAAGAACUCCUUGAGCCUGUGACUGAUGAUAUACCUAAAACUACUGCAACAGAGGAUACAUAUGAGAGUCUACUAAGUGAUAGUAACAGUAAUCAGUCCAGAGACUUGAAAACAGGAUCCAAAGAUCUGAGGAAUAAGAGAAGUAGUUUAUAUGGUAUUGCUAAGGAGGUUGAGAGGGAAGAUGUUGAAACUGGACUAGAUCCUUUGUCUCUUUUAGCCACUGAAUGUUCAGGGGGAGAAACUCUUGAUUCUGAAGAUAAGUUGUUUUCUCCAGUUAUUGCACGUAAUCUGGCUGAUGAAAUAGAAAGCUAUAUGAACCUAAAAAGUCCCCUAGGUAGUAAAUCUUCUAGUAUGGAAUUACAUGGAGAGGAAAACAGAGAGUCUGGCAUGACUACUGCAUUUAUUCAUGCUCUAGAGAGGAGAUCAAGCCUACCUUUAGAUCAUGGUUCACCAGCACAGGAAAAUCCUGAAAGUGAGAAAAGCUCGCCUGCAGUGUCCAGGUCUAAAACUUUUACUGGGCGUUUCAAGCAGCAAACCCCCUCUCGAACUCAUAAAGAACGUUCAACUUCUUUGUCAGCACUGAUACGUUCUUCGCCACAUGGCUCGUUGGGUUCUGUAGUAAAUUCUUUGUCAGGACUAAAGCUGGAUAAUAUACUCUCAGGGCCCAAGAUAGAUGUCCUAAAAUCUGGUAUGAAACAAGCAGCGACUGUAGCCAGUAAGAUGUGGGUAGCUGUUGCAUCUGCCUACAGCUACUCAGAUGAUGAGGAGGAAACUAAUAGAGAUUACAGCUUCCCGGCUGGCCUAGAAGACCAUAUUUUGGGGGAGAAUAUAUCGCCUAACACAAGUAUCUCAGGAUUGGUCCCCAGUGAACUUACCCAGAGCAACACAAGCCUUGGCAGUAGCAGCAGUAGUGGAGAUGUAGGAAAACUGCAUUAUCCAACAGGUGAAGUUCCAUUUCCAAGAGGCAUGAAAGGGCAAGACUUUGAAAAAUCAGAUCAUGGUUCUUCUCAAAAUACCAGCAUGUCUAGCAUCUAUCAGAAUUGUGCAAUGGAGGUUUUGAUGUCCAGUUGUUCACAGUGUAGAGCUUGUGGAACUUUAGUUUAUGAUGAAGAAAUUAUGGCUGGAUGGACAGCAGAUGACUCAAAUUUGAAUACAGCUUGUCCAUUCUGUAAAAGCAACUUCUUGCCUCUUCUGAAUAUAGAAUUCAAAGAUUUGAGAGGUUCUGCAAGCUUUUUCCUGAAACCAAGUACCUCUGGUGACAGUUUACAAAGUGGAAGCAUUCCAUUGGCAAAUGAAUCCUUGGAGCACAAACCUGUAUCCAGUUUAGCAGAACCUGACUUGAUCAACUUUAUGGAUUCCCCAAAACAUAACCAGACCAUAACUGAAGAAACAGGCUCUGCAGUUGAACCAAGUGAUGAAAUAAAGAGAGCCAGUGGAGAUGUCCAAACUAUGAAAAUUUCAUCUGUGCCUAAUAGUUUAUCAAAGCGAAAUGUAUCUUUGACUCGAAGUCACAGUGUUGGAGGCCCCUUGCAGAAUAUUGACUUUACCCAGCGACCGUUUCAUGGCAUUUCAACAGUUAGUCUUCCAAACAGUCUGCAGGAAGUUGUGGAUCCUUUAGGAAAAAGACCCAAUCCUCCCCCUGUUUCUGUGCCCUACUUGAGUCCUCUAGUACUCCGUAAAGAACUUGAAUCUUUGCUAGAAAAUGAAGGUGAUCAGGUGAUUCAUACAUCUUCUUUCAUCAAUCAACAUCCAAUCAUUUUCUGGAACCUCGUUUGGUAUUUCAGACGUUUGGACCUUCCUAGUAACUUGCCAGGACUUAUCCUCACAUCUGAACAUUGUAAUGAAGGUGUACAGCUUCCUCUGUCAUCUCUGUCCCAGGAUAGCAAACUUGUGUAUAUUCAGCUGUUAUGGGAUAAUAUCAACCUUCAUCAGGAACCAAGAGAACCUCUGUAUGUCUCAUGGAGGAAUUUUAAUUCUGAAAAGAAAUCAUCUCUCCUGUCAGAGGAACAACAAGCAACAAGCACUUUAGUAGAAACCAUCAGGCAGAGUAUUCAGCAUAAUAAUGUUCUUAAACCCAUCAACCUACUUUCACAGCAAAUGAAGCCAGGCAUGAAAAGACAAAGGAGUUUAUACAGAGAAAUCCUCUUCUUAUCAUUAGUGUCUCUAGGAAGAGAGAAUAUUGAUAUUGAGGCAUUUGACAAUGAAUAUGGAAUUGCAUACAAUAGUCUGUCUUCAGAGAUUCUUGAAAAGUUGCAGAAAAUUGAUGCUCCACCAAGUGCCAGUGUCGAGUGGUGCAGGAAGUGUUUUGGAGCGCCUCUCAUUUAAAUAGAGAUUCACUAGAAUUUUGACACACAAGGCUUGGAGAUUAGAUUUAAUCUGGAAACAUUCAAGGGUUUUUUUUCCCAAAUCGUAAGAACUGGUGAAUAUGGAAUUGAAGUAAUUCUUGAGGACAGUAUUUAAUGAAUUAUGAUUCAUACUGCAUCAUGUCGAAAUAUGAAAUGCCAUUUAAAUGUCCCAGGGCUUAUUAACAUUGAAGAUUUUCAACUCCUGAACUGCUUUUCUGCCUCUGUGGAAAACUACUUUGGGAUUCCUCAGUAUUUGUAGUAGUUUGAUAGAAAUAAUGAGGAACCAUAUUCAUUCUAGGCAUUAUUUAUAUUUGAAGUUACUGAGUUUGAGGAAUGGCAAAUUAAAUUUGCCUAACCUCCAAAAUGAAAUAUCUCAAUUACAAAAGCAACAUAGCCGGGCACGGUGGCUCAUGCCUAUAAUCCCAGCACUUUGGGAGGCUGAGCAAGGUGGGUGGAUCACUUGAGGCCGGGAGUUCGAGACCAGCCUGACCAAAACGGUGAGACCCUGUCUCUACUAAAAAUACAAAAAUUAGGCGCGCCACUGUAGUCCCAGCUACUGAGGCUGAGGCAGGAGAAUCACUUGAACCCAGGAGGCAGAGGCUACAGUGAAUGGAGAUUACGCCACUGCAACUCUAGCUUGGGUGACAGAGUGAGACUGUCUCUAAAAAAAAAAGCAACAUAUUUGUGUAAGUGUGUAUAUGUGUAGGGCUGUGCAGGUAUGUGUAUAUACAGCCAUAUUCUAAGUGUAUAUUUAUUAAAAUAGAUUGCAUGUUGCAAUACAAUUUUCUGAAAUUUUCUGAUUAUUAAAUGAAUGACUACUACUGAACUUGUAUGUAGUCAUUAAUCUUAAAAUUACCUGAAAAUCUGAUGACAGCUGCCUUCCCUGACUUUAAUGCAUUAGGUUGGGGCAAAAUUGUAGUUUUUGCCACUAUUAAUGGCAACUAUUAUUUUUGCACCAACAUAAUACACUUUUCAUAUUAUGUAUUAUCUUGCUUAAUGGAUUUUAUCUUGAUUAUCCAGUGACUUCCAUCCUCUUCCCAUAUCUUAAUUUGCAAUAGUUUUAAAAUUGGAACAAAUGAAUCAAUCAUCAGUUAAAAUGAAAUUAAAUCAGCUGCCUAAUAAUUUAUGAAAUUCAUUGGAACAUGCUUAAAAUGCUAAAGUGUAUGUCAUUAAACAUAAAAUCUUUGUUCAGGCAUAUACCUUGUUGGUAUCGAUCACUUUUUAAAACCUGUGGGAUAAACUUGCACUGCACACAGAAGUUUUAUUCUUGUAUAAUAUUUAGAUUUGUAUGCUUGUGAGUAAAAAUGUGCAUUUGUAAAUACUGGUUUUUUUUAGGUUGAAUCAAUUAAGUCUUAAAACUGUAAAUUUAUUAAGCUUGUUGUCAGUAGGUUUAAGAAAAUCAUGAUCUCACAUGCCUCACUUUGACAUUUAUCAUGCCUUUAUUAAAAAUAUCCCUUAGGAACAGUAAGUUUGCCUUAACUCUCUGCAUGGUUUAAAAAGCCAGUGGUUUUGUGAGUGUUUACAGUAAUUAUGCAGAUGGCUAAAUGAGUUGACACAGUAAAAUUACUUCCAUAUGGUACAGUAACAGCCUAACUCCCUUCUACCUGAUGUAACCAUUUACAAAUUGUAGUUAUUGUACCAGUCUUUCAACAUUUCAGGGUUAAUCUGACCUAUGCAGAAUUCUAGUGUGAAUUUAUUGUGAAAAUGCUAAAUUAAACAACUUGUCAGAAAUUAUGUACAAUUUUCAUUACCUUUAAUGGAUCUUUUGCACUGUCUCAGAGUAUAUAUUUUUGCAACUCAAGACUUGGUACUAGUUUUAAUACUUAAUACUUACUGACCCAACAGAAGUUUUGAAUUACCUUGCAUAUAAAAAUUGAGCUUGAAUAAAAUGAAAAAUUCUUAAGUUCGUUGUGUUUUGUUA